UUUUGCAUGAAAUGAUACAUGCCUACUUAUUUGUCACUAAUAAUGAUAAAGACCGGGAAGGACACGGCCCAGAGUUCUGUAAACAUAUGCAUCGAAUCAACCAACUGACAGGAGCCAACAUAACGGUCUACCACACUUUCCACGAUGAGGUGGAUGAGUAUCGCCGGCACUGGUGGCGCUGCAAUGGACCCUGCCAGCACAGACAGCCCUACUACGGCUAUGUGAAGUGUGCCACCAACAGGGCCCCUUCUGUUCUUGACUACUGGUGGGCUGACCACCAGAAAACUUGUGGAGGCACUUACAUAAAAAUCAAGGAGCCAGAGAACUAUGCGAAGAAAGGCAGAGGGGAGACAAAAGCAGACAAGCAGUCAGCAUCGGCAGUGGAGAAUAAAGACAAGCUGUGCCGAGGGGAGGCCCAGCUGCUCAUCCCAUUCAGUGGAAAAGGGUAUGUUCUUGGAGACGCAAGCACUUGCCCUUCAGCU
Mus caroli (Ryukyu mouse) is the source of this 482-nucleotide messenger RNA. Lineage: Eukaryota; Metazoa; Chordata; Mammalia; Rodentia; Muridae. The record is from RefSeq and is a predicted model, not a curated record.